AUGUUCCUGAACCCAAGUGAGGGGCCCAUGGCCGAGGGUGGGGGCCCAGGGCCAGGUGAGGAGGCGCCCAAGAAGAAGCACCGGCGGAACCGCACGGCUUUUACCACGUACCAGCUGCACCAGCUGGAGCGGGCGUUCGAGGCCUCCCACUACCCAGAUGUGUACAGCCGAGAGGAGCUGGCAGCCAAGGUGCACCUGCCCGAGGUGCGCGUGCAGGUGUGGUUCCAGAACCGCAGGGCCAAGUGGCGCCGCCAGGAGCGUAUGGAGUCCAGCUCCAGGACCGUGGCAGCCCCGAGGCUCCCCGAGACCCCAGCACUGCCCUUUGCCUGCCCUCCGGCCCUGCCACUCCCCCUCGAACCCUGGCUGGGUCCCGGGCCCCCCGCAGUCCCAGGCCUUCCCCGCCUCCUGGGCCCGGGUCCCACCAUGCAGGCACCUUUCGGGUCCCACGCCUUUGGUCCGGCCUUCGCUGAUGGCUUCACUCUGGAUGAGGCGUCCCUGCGGCUGCUGGCCAAGGAGCACACACAGGCCCUGGACAGGGUCUGGCCCCCGGCCUGA
Molecule: messenger RNA, 555 nt
Organism: Elephantulus edwardii (Cape elephant shrew)
Lineage: Eukaryota; Metazoa; Chordata; Mammalia; Macroscelidea; Macroscelididae
Gene: RAX2
Product: retina and anterior neural fold homeobox 2
Exons: 2
Coding region: 1-555 (184 amino acids)
Biological process (GO): positive regulation of transcription by RNA polymerase II
Molecular function (GO): DNA-binding transcription factor activity, RNA polymerase II-specific; RNA polymerase II cis-regulatory region sequence-specific DNA binding
Source: RefSeq, a predicted model, not a curated record